This is a messenger RNA of Grammomys surdaster, 1964 nucleotides long. It is a transcript of the gene Cnn1, whose product is annotated as calponin 1. Gene Ontology annotation, biological process: actomyosin structure organization. Bases 95 to 988 code for a protein of 297 amino acids. Gene Ontology annotation, molecular function: actin binding. The transcript is spliced from 7 exons. The record is from RefSeq and is a predicted model, not a curated record. NCBI's taxonomy places the organism in Eukaryota, Metazoa, Chordata, Mammalia, Rodentia, Muridae.
GUGUGAAGAGGGAAGAGGGAGCAGACGGAGGCUUAGCUGCCUUUGCGCUGGUCCUCGGCACCUCCCUCCGCUUUGCCCGAGCCCCCUGGUCAGCAUGUCGUCUGCACAUUUUAACCGAGGUCCUGCCUACGGCCUGUCUGCUGAAGUAAAGAACAAGCUGGCCCAGAAAUACGACCAUCAGCGAGAGCAGGAGCUGAGAGAGUGGAUUGAGGGGGUGACGGGCCGCCGCAUCGGGAACAACUUUAUGGAUGGCCUCAAAGACGGGAUCAUUCUUUGCGAAUUUAUCAACAAGCUCCAACCGGGUUCUGUGAAGAAGGUCAAUGAGUCAACCCAGAACUGGCACCAGCUGGAGAACAUAGGUAAUUUCAUCAAAGCCAUUACCAAGUAUGGGGUGAAACCUCAUGACAUCUUUGAGGCCAACGACCUGUUUGAGAACACCAACCACACACAAGUUCAGUCCACUCUCCUGGCUCUAGCCAGCAUGGCCAAGACAAAAGGAAACAAAGUCAAUGUGGGGGUCAAAUAUGCAGAGAAACAAGAGCGGAGAUUUGAACCUGAGAAGCUGAGAGAAGGCAGGAACAUCAUUGGACUACAGAUGGGCACCAACAAGUUUGCCAGUCAGCAGGGCAUGACGGCCUAUGGUACCCGGCGUCACCUCUAUGAUCCCAAACUGGGCACAGAUCAGCCCCUGGACCAGGCGACCAUCAGCCUGCAGAUGGGCACCAACAAGGGCGCCAGCCAGGCUGGCAUGACUGCACCAGGGACCAAGCGGCAGAUCUUUGAGCCAGCUCUGGGCAUGGAACACUGUGACACACUCAACGUCAGCUUGCAGAUGGGCAGCAACAAGGGGGCCUCACAGAGGGGCAUGACAGUAUAUGGGCUGCCUCGCCAGGUGUACGAUCCCAAGUACUGCCUGAACCCAGAAUACCCAGAGCUGGGUGAGCCCACCCACAAUCACCACCCGCACAACUACUACAACUCUGCCUAGGCCCCCUCCCCAAGGGCUGGCUGCUGCUCUUGGCUGGACCCAGCUGGCCCAGCCAACCCCAUCUCCUGCAUGGCGUCCCCCCAGCCCCCUGGCACCUGCCUAUAGGGUUACAGUUUGGGGAGAUCAGGGCGAGGGGGACAAUGGGAAGAAGGGGGCCCCUCAUCCCUGGAGCUUUUGCAGGGCCCAACAUAGAAUUGGGUGUCCCCAUUAGCGCCCAAAGGAAGCACUGAGUAAAGCUAUUCCAGCUGCCCCCCCUUUACUCCCUCACAAGUGAGUACCUCCCAGAACCAGAAACCCUUCAAGCAAAGCCCCCAGAACCCAGGCUUGGCCUGACCCCUGCCCCAUUCCCGCAACGGGAGCAGAAUGCAUGCCUGGAAACGCAGUGGACACACGCAGUUUGGUUUUGCAGUGACUGGCAUUGGUGGAUGUGACAGCAGCAUUUGUAACUCGAACACUUUCUUUUUCUAUUUCACUGGAGCACAAUAAAUGGCUGUGACAUCAUCGAAGUCUUGGGGCCAGUUGUUUAGGAUUGUGGCUUAGAUAAUCCUCAUCCUCCUACAUAUAUAAAAGGUAUACAGACCCACCUAUAUACACUAGGGCCAGUGAGAUGGCUCAGAGCUGGUAAAGGCACUUGACACCACGUUUAUGACCUGAGUUCAAUCCUUGAGACCCACAUGGUCGAAAAGAAUCAGUUUCUACAAUAGCCUCUGACCUCCACACAGGCCAUGUGAUACAUACCCUUCCUUAAAUAAAUAUGUAUUUAAAAAUUAAAUAGAUACACCUACAGACCUCACACCACUACACAGGGUAAGCACAUUGCAAAUGCCACAUACAUUUAAACAAAACAUGAUCAGGAGUGUCCUGGGAAGGGUCCCAGAUUGUGUGCAAAUGGUGUGCACUGGUACUACUGGGCCAGAUAAUGUACCUAAUGUUGGCAGAGCUGUUGAGUAAUUAACCUUGGGGCACAGCUUUCUCU